GUGGAAGUACCUAUAUAACUAAUGUUAGAAAUGUGUCGUUUUACUAAGCUCAAAAUAUUACUGGCUGUCUGGCCAAUUGUUUUUCAAUUGGCUUUGUCUCAAUUCGAUUGCCGACUGAAUUUUGAUGCCAGAGCCGAAAUUUUUGGCAUUCGCUGGAUCAGUGUUUCUGAGAAAGCGAAGAAAGCAUCUGCCAACGGCAUAUUUUGCGGUGUGAGAGAGCGUUCCGUCAUAAAUUACCAUAUCGGUAAGACACAAGAGUACAAUUACAAUGAAAAAAUCAACUGGGCAAAUGCAAGCUGUUCGAGCAGGAAUAUUCUCAUGUUUGACGGGGGGAGACCUGACAAGCAAAAAUUGGGCGAUCCUUGGACUGAGGAACAAUAUUUUGUCAGUAUUUUGUGUGCAUCACCGUCCCCAAUUAAGUUCACGUUUAUUGGACUUCAGCCCUUGACCAAAGUGAACACUUUACAAGAUUAUGACAUGGCCAUGCAAAGGUUCCGCUUAACUAUUACAAUCCCAUAUGUCGGGGAUAAAACGGGAAACUACACAUUUUCAAGUGGCAUUAAAUCAAACAACAAUAGCAUAUUUUCCGAAGAUUGGAUCUACAUUUACUUUAAAAAAACAUCACCACCUUACAUCAUUGGUCAAAGAACACGGAGAAGCGUGUACUGGGAAAAUCAUCCACAUCUUGGAAAAACCCAUAUAUUAGUCCCUUGUAGGCUGACGAAUCCUGAAAUUGCGUCGGAAAUGCAAUUGUUGGUACCCGAAAGCAAAUGGGGACCUUCAUUUAUAGAGAUUAAUGGCACCGGUAUCACUUACAAUCCAGCCGAAGGCUUCACAGUCGAUAGGAGCGUUGUAAAUCAAAAUCAAAGCCACAAGUUUAUGUGCAAACAAGGCUCACAUCGCGACCGGGAAGUCAUUUACGAUUCGCCCCUAACACCUCCGAAGAUUGUAAAUGACACCGGGAUAAUUAAAAAGUUUCAGCAGCUUUCUUUGGGUUGCGCGAUAUUGACUAACCGCACGUGGGAUUAUAUUUCCAACAUUUAUGCAACCACACAAAUGGAAGCGGACAUGUUGCAGGAUUGCUUGUACAGGCAUGUAAGGUGCGACUGGAACACGGAAUGGGAAGUUAGCGGGGAACGCGUCCUAGAAGAAACGAAACUCAACAGGCGGGUUGUAUCUUGUGCGUCAGACCCGGUCAAUUAUCCAUGCGCGCUUAUCGACAUUUUUCGAUCCGGAAUGGUUGCCUGCUUUCAAAAUGGUGCACUCAUCCAGAAAGAGCAAUAUUUUACAGGAAUGGACAACAAGCCAUAUUUAAUGAGCGAAUUGCACGCAUCCAAAGUUCCGAUGGAAGCACUUGCAACCCUAAGAUUUAACGUGGGUCAGAUCCCGGUUCGUGGAACGGACCCACAAGAAGAUCCUCGCGUGUUCUAUUCUGACGUGACCUACUCCUUCAUGUGCAGCGCAGUUCCAUUUCUAGUCAUUCCUGGCUACACAUGGAGCUCGAAAUUUCGAAAUGGGACCACGGUGGAAAAUCUUGGACCUAAUUCUCCUACUCAAGAAUGGGCCGGGGUCGAUAAAGCUAAAGGAAUCCGGCAUGAAAACGUAUGGCUCCAAUUUAGUUCCGAUGUUGAAUCUCUGACUUGUAAUUUCUAUACGUCCGAGUCGAAUGAAAAGUUCAAAGUCAAGUUGGACUUAACAGUAAAAGAUAAAACAGUUCCGAAAUUUAUUUUCACUCAAACCAACAUUACCUUUGCGAAGAGGAGUCCCGCUUUAGCUAUUCGGUGUUCCGUGUUCGGUAUCCCGUUACCCGAAGUGUCGUGGUUUCAUGAUAACGAGCUCCUUACAACGUCCAGUGAAAUUCGUAUCGUCGAUGGUGACGUUAUCCACUUAGAUUUACGGCUUUCAAACACAACUCACUCCUUAAACGGGACACAUCACGAGUUACAAGCCGGAGAGUACGUGUGCACCGCAAAAAAUUCGAGGGGAACAGUCUCCCAGGUUUAUCGUGUUUCACCAGAUGAGGACCUGCCAACUCCGCAAAGUAGCACUUAUUGGAUAAUUUCCGUUUCCGUAAUGGGAUCCUUAAUCCUUAUCACUAUUCUUACUUUAUACAAAGUGUACAAAAGUAAGUAUGUUCUACUUACAAAAGACGAUUUAGAAAAGUUCAAAAAUGGGGAGGGUCUCGUGCCCAUGGACGAAGGACAAAAAAGUGGCGAAGAUAUUCCUGAUAACUUUAAAAUGAUUGCGUAUAACACGGAAUAUGAGAUUUCCAGCAAAGAUUACGAAAUUGAUUACAACAAAAUUCUGGGCAGUGGACAAUUUGGCGUCGUUCUACGAGGAAAGCUUAGGGGGAAGGAUAUUGCAGUCAAAACUGUUCAGGGAAAUGUGGAUCGUGAAUCUCUGUUAUCAUUCAUGGACGAGAUUAAGGUCAUGAUUUACUUGGGAAGUCAUCCAAAUCUGAUUGAACUUGUCGGUUCGGAUACUAAGGGACUUGAGAAAGGACGCGUCUUUCUUCUCGUCGAAUUCUGCCCGAUGGGAAACCUGCUCAAGUUUCUUCGCGACAAGACCCAAAGAUUUCGCCGAACCCCGCUGAACACAAGGAACGUUAUAAACGCUAGACGAGAAAAUCCGAACGACUUUGACGAGAACAAGCUCUUGUCGUGGUGCUUUCAGAUCACACGUGGGAUGAAUUAUCUCACAGGAAAAAAAGUCGUGCAUGGCGACUUGGCUUGUCGAAACGUCCUCCUCGCUGACAUGAAUACCGUCAAAAUCACGGACUUUGGCCUAUCGCGUCAACUCCAUAACUAUGCGAUUUACAAAAAGACGAAAAAUCAAGCGCUCCCUUGGCGCUGGCUUUCUCCUGAAGCGUUAUCUGAAAUGCAAUUCUCCACAAAUUCUGACAUUUGGGCUUUUGGGGUCACUCUCUGGGAAGUCUUUUCCCUAGGAUCCGUACCAUAUUCCGGACUUGGAUGGAAUGUUGCGUUUGUGGACAAACUUUAUGAAGGGCUGAGACUACAACGACCAGCACUGGCUUCACCAGAAAUAUUUGGCUUGAUGGAGAAAUGUUGGGCGGAAGUGGCGGAAGACAGACCACAAUUUUCAUUUAUUGAGGACAAAAUCCGUGCUCUAUUACAACAAAAAGAAGUGGAGUCGAAUGUAAAGUUUUUGGGAUUCGUAUUUAAGUAAAAAUUGAAAUAAAUUGUAAAUUUUGUGUGCAUUUGUUUGUUUACAGAUUUACACAAGUAUAUAAGCGAGGGCUAGUGGCUCAUUCCAUCUGAACCCACACGAUCGUCGUCGCACCCAUAUUUGAUAUCUUGUCCACAAUCUUAUCAUAGAUGCAUAAUAUCAAAUAAAACAUAUCAUAACAAUCAAAAUUUAAAAAUUAAUUUUUUUCGCAAAGAUAUAGCAGUCAAAAGAAAAUUUGCAAAUGCAUUGAAAAUGCUUUCGUCGCCAAAGUGUUGGUUCAAAGGGGUAGGUUACAUUUGCAGAUUUUAUUCAUUGAUCAUUCAUUGAUAGGAAAAAUUUUA
Messenger RNA from Folsomia candida, 3527 nucleotides. RefSeq names its product macrophage colony-stimulating factor 1 receptor 1-like. Gene Ontology annotation, cellular component: signaling receptor complex. Gene Ontology annotation, molecular function: ATP binding; transmembrane receptor protein tyrosine kinase activity. The record is from RefSeq and is a predicted model, not a curated record. Gene Ontology annotation, biological process: protein phosphorylation; positive regulation of kinase activity; multicellular organism development. The transcript is spliced from 16 exons. NCBI's taxonomy places the organism in Eukaryota, Metazoa, Arthropoda, Collembola, Entomobryomorpha, Isotomidae. The coding region runs from base 22 to 3186 and encodes 1054 amino acids.